UUGUUCAAGCAGCAGCAGCAGCAGCGAGCAGCAGCGAGCAGUGAGAGCGGCGAGAGUUUGAGGACCAGCGACAGCAACACCAAAAGCAGCACCAGCAACAUGGCUUUGGAACGUCAAGUCCGCAUGAAGAUCGCUGGCAAGCGCGAUCUGGAGAAGGAUAAGGAAGCGCAGUACUGGAUCGAGGAGGUGCUGGGUGAGAAGUUCCCGGCCGGUGUCCUGUACGAGGAUGCGCUCCGCGAUGGGCUGAUCUUGUGCAAGCUGAUCAACAAGCUGGAACCGGGCGCAGUGGCCAAGAUCAACACGUCCGGCGGUCAGUUCAAGAUGAUGGAAAACAUCAACCUGUUCCAGCAGGCGAUCAAGAAGUACGGAGUGCCCGACCUGGACGUCUUCCAAACGGUCGAUCUGUACGAGAAGAAGGACAUUGCGCAGGUGACGAGCACGAUCUUUGCGCUCGGUCGUGCGUGCUACAAACAUCCGGAGUUCACGGGUCCAUUCCUGGGCCCGAAGCCGGCCGAUGAGUGCAAACGCAACUUCACGGAGGAGCAGCUGAACGCGGGUCAGACCAUCAUUGGGCUGCAGGCUGGUCAGAACAAGGGUGCGACACAGGCCGGCCAGAACAUUGGUGCUGGACGGAAGAUCAUCUUUGGAAAGUAAGACGAUCCAGGGUGGCCCACCCAUCCCCCGUUACCCUGCCCCACAACAACUGUACGUGUACAAACUACCAGCAGCAGCAUCAGCAGCGAAUACACACGAAAAGCACACAUACGAAGCGCACACAAACAAACACACACAUAUAUAUUUAUAUGCAUGCAAUGGUGAUCAUCUAAGUAUCGUAACUAGACACACAGAGACGCACACACGUAUUUAAUGGCCUUAUGUAGAGCUCCCCCCUAUCUAUCCCUUUUCCCAUCUGUAUCCCUUCUACUGCAUCACAAGUGGAGACUAACAAACAAACGCACACAUAAACACACACAGAGACUAGAGUACUAGGAGCCUAGGAGGUGGCGAAUGGAGGAGCAGUAGUAGUGUCUGUAAGAUAUUGUGAAAUGAGAGGAGUACUCAUGGUGAUGGUGAUGAGGAUGAUGAGGAUGAUGUAUCGAGUAGAACAUACCCUUGAUGUUACGAUGUUCUGUUACGUCCAGAUCCGGGGCUGGAUUGACCGUGUGCGCGCGCGCCAAUUCGUUGAUAAUUUAUCUGUAAUAAAAUUAAUACUAUUUCUACAAAACAACAAA
Anopheles aquasalis is the source of this 1232-nucleotide messenger RNA. RefSeq names its product muscle-specific protein 20 transgelin (gene Mp20). Gene Ontology annotation, cellular component: actin cytoskeleton. Gene Ontology annotation, molecular function: actin filament binding. NCBI's taxonomy places the organism in Eukaryota, Metazoa, Arthropoda, Insecta, Diptera, Culicidae. The record is from RefSeq and is a predicted model, not a curated record. Gene Ontology annotation, biological process: actin filament organization.